Ceratitis capitata (Mediterranean fruit fly) is the source of this 659-nucleotide messenger RNA. RefSeq lists its product as uncharacterized. The record is from RefSeq and is a predicted model, not a curated record. The transcript has a single exon. The coding region runs from base 135 to 587 and encodes 150 amino acids. NCBI's taxonomy places the organism in Eukaryota, Metazoa, Arthropoda, Insecta, Diptera, Tephritidae.
UCUAUGUCUGAGUCAACAAAAGAAUUAGAACAAAAACAAUACAGCCAUUGGAAACGCAAAAUAAUUUACUAUUCAAAACAUUCUGUAGAGAAAAAAUUUGCAACCAAUUAAAUUUUUAGAGCUUGCCUAAGAAAAUGCUUUCAUUUUUUUAUAAGAAAAAACAGGGUUCAGACACCCCGCCGGAAGAAGCAAUACAGGGUCCUCCAGACCCAGCACAAGUCAGAGAAGGUGGGGAUGAUUUUAUUUUUAUCGAACGAAAAACAACAGACAAUGAUCCGGUUAAGCCACAAACGCAAUCUAUGGGAGUAUAUCCGCCAAUGCCCUCUACAUUUGGAAUAGGUGGAUUUACUGGACAUCCAGUUUAUCCACCAGUCGGAAAUGCUGGUGGUGGCAAUGUAGCUCCCGUGCCAUAUGUGCAAGGAGUACCUUUCGAGUUAGCCCCACAUUUGAAUACGAAAUCUGAUUUUGAAGUGAUACAAUUGCAAGUGGACAGUAUUUUAGCUUUGUUAACGCGUCAAAUGUCGGUGGACGAAAGUGAGGAAUAUAAUUUUGCUUUGGAGCGUUCCAUACAGAACGAGUGUUACUAAUACUUUUAAUUUUUGCACGCUUAUAUUCUAAGAAAAUUACAGAAUAAAUAUAUAUAAUAAAGUAAUAAAAAA